AUGCAAUUUUUACCUCCCUGGAAACAAGGUUCAAUGCUGCCGAAGCAGUGCGAAGCAACAAUAAAUCUCGAUCCGAACAAUCCAUUACAUACUAAAACGUCAGCUUGUGGAGUUGAGCCGUACCAAAUAGUGUCAGAACUAUGUGAGUUCUACGAAGUUCAAUCACUGAAAAUUCAAGACUUGCCAGAAAACGUGUUGAACGGCGAGACUCCAAAUCAUAUUAUGGCUAAUUUCACUACGCCUCUAGUUGGUAAAGUCGUCCCGGGUUCCAGAGUACGUCUAAUAGGUGUAUACACUUGUUUACUAACUGAUCAAAUUAUAAAUAAACAAAUCAAAUCUGCAUACAUACAUGCUUUAGGAGUAGAAUGUUUCAGAUCUGGUCCGAGUAUUUCACUGAACUUCACUUCGUCUUUGAAAGAAGAUAUUUGUUAUUUGGCUUCAACUCCUAAUAUAAAAGAACGAAUAUUUCAAUCUAUCGCUCCUACAAUCGAGGGCCACGAAGAUAUAAAGAAGAGUUUGGCUUGCAUGUUGUUUGGAGGUAACCGUAAAGUCCUUAGAGACGGUAUGACUAUUAGAGGUGAUAUUCAUAUCCUACUGCUUGGUGACCCAUCGACGGCUAAAUCUCAACUUUUACGCUUUGUAUCAAAAGCUUCCCCAAUUUCAGUUUACACUUCCGGUAAAGGGUCAAGUGCUGCUGGGCUUACCGCAGCUUUGAUAAAAAAUCAAAACGGAAGCUACGCGUUAGAAGGAGGUGCUAUGGUUCUAGCAGAUGGAGGAAUAGUAUGUAUUGAUGAAUUCGACAAGAUGCGAGACUCUGACCGAGUCGCAAUACACGAAGCUAUGGAGCAACAAACUAUCAGUACAUCAAAAGCCGGUAUUAACGCGGUCAUUUCAACUGAAUGUGCCGUGCUUGCCGCCGGUAACCCUACCUUUGGGUUUUUCGACUCCACUAUGUCCACGUCGGAACAACACAACUUUGAAUCAACUAUAUUGUCAAGAUUCGAUGCCAUAUGGCUUGUCAGAGAUUUGAGAUAUGAGUCGAUCGACAAGAAAAUCGCUUCUCACAUUUACAAUAUCCACAGAGGAAAUCAUCGGUUUGGAGACAACAUGAAUUCUUCUUCAGACUUGAUUUCCAACUCGUCCAAAAACACUUUCUCAUUUGAGCAUUUGAAACAGUAUGUUCAAUACUGCAAAACUGUUUGCAAACCUCAUUUGUCUGCAAACGCAGCUAAAUAUUUAGAAAAUUUUUACGUUGAAAUUCGAGAACAAGCUCGAGUAUUGUCUAAGAAAAAUAAAAAAACACAAAUACCAAUUACGGUUCGUCAGCUGGAAUCCAUUGCGCGAAUUGCAGAUUCUCUUGCUAAAAUGACGCUUUCCGACGUAGUCACUGAACAAAUUGUUGAAGAAGCCAUUCAAAUAUUUAAACUUUCUACUCUUGCGACUGCAGACACCAACUCUUCCAACAGAGAAUAUUUCACUGAGUUUGAGCUCGCAAGGCUUAAGACCUGUAAAGAUGUCAUAUUAGAACAGGUUCCCAUCGGAUCUAAAAUUAGCAAGUUGACUUUAAGCAGUAAAUUGAAAAGCAAAACUUUCGCCCCUGAUAUUAUCAAAGCUGCUAUUGAGGAAUUGGUGAAAGAUCAGACUCUUAAAGAGCUUGCUAACAAUACAUUAAAACGAAUUAAUGUCGGUAUUUAA
This is a messenger RNA of Dermatophagoides pteronyssinus (European house dust mite), 1695 nucleotides long. Its product is annotated as DNA replication licensing factor MCM5-like. The record is from RefSeq and is a predicted model, not a curated record. NCBI's taxonomy places the organism in Eukaryota, Metazoa, Arthropoda, Arachnida, Sarcoptiformes, Pyroglyphidae.